AUGUAUCCCUUUGAUGGAGAAGGCGGAGUUCUCGCCCACGCCAUGUUCCCCGAAGCGGGUGGCCUCCAUUUUGACGAGGAUGAAGCCUGGGCCUACAAAGAGACGGCCAAAUUACGACAAGGCCAUACCGACUUGCUCUACGUCGCUAUACACGAAAUUGGGCACACGCUCGGGGUGGACCAUAUUCAGAACAAGGAUGCAAUCAUGUACUUUAGCUACCAGCAACCGUUGAGCCGAUUCGGAAGUUAUAUUGAGCCCGAACUUCAUGCAGCAGAUAUUGCAGCGAUUCAGAAGCUUUACGGUAUCUUUUUUAAGGGAAAACCCUCCGGAAACCCCAGCAGAAACAAUUUCGGCGGAGACGUCGAAAUUGGCUCAAACGCGGAUAACACACCAGUCGCGGUAACUACCACGAGAAUGCCCCCUCGAGUUGAUGACGACGAGGAGAUCUUUAUCGAGAGAAAUGCAGAGGGCAGAGACCGAUACAGAACCCGAACGACGCCCAGCCCCAGAGACCGGCAUAGGCAUCAUCACCACCAUGGGCAUCACCACAAUCACGACCACAGCCAUGGAAGCGGUCGUCUUCAGUGCCCAAGCCAUGUCGAUUCGAUGGCUGUUGAUGGCGACUUCAUCUUCAUCUUCGAGGGCCAAUACGUCUAUGAAAUCCGGAACAAACGAGUCCAUAGCAAAAAGCGCAUCACCGAACUUUUCCCGGCAGGGCCACGAACUAUCGAAGCCGCUGUUUUGGAUAGGUCUACCAAGAAAAUGCUGUUCUUCACAAGAUCACACUUUGGCGGCGGCGACGUCUACGCGUACUUCCACUCGGCUAUGUUCGGAACCUACGUGAAAGCGUAUGAGCACCAUUUCAUGAACUACCAACCUUUGGCCGCGGCUCUGCCUUGGACCGAGGGACGGACGAUACUGCUGACGAGCUCCAACCACUUCGCCGUCUACGACGCUAAAAAUGGCCAUUCCUCCGGCUUCAACGCGAUUGAUGUCGAUGAAUUCCCAACUGGAGUUAAGGGUGCAAUCUCCAAGUCCAACAACGAAUAUCUACUUUUCACCCGAGAUCGUGUCGUUCACUACGAUGUCGAUGCAGAGCGUGUUCUCAAAACGUGGAAUUUGAACGAAUAUUUAACGUGU
Messenger RNA from Mesorhabditis spiculigera, 1140 nucleotides. NCBI's taxonomy places the organism in Eukaryota, Metazoa, Nematoda, Chromadorea, Rhabditida, Rhabditidae. The record is from the annotation of a GenBank genome assembly.